Messenger RNA from Pungitius pungitius (ninespine stickleback), 3346 nucleotides. It is a transcript of the gene cdc42ep1a, whose product is annotated as CDC42 effector protein (Rho GTPase binding) 1a. The record is from RefSeq and is a predicted model, not a curated record. Lineage: Eukaryota; Metazoa; Chordata; Actinopteri; Perciformes; Gasterosteidae. The coding region runs from base 1593 to 2750 and encodes 385 amino acids. The transcript has 3 exons. Gene Ontology annotation, cellular component: cytoplasm; membrane. Gene Ontology annotation, biological process: positive regulation of pseudopodium assembly; positive regulation of actin filament polymerization; regulation of cell shape. Gene Ontology annotation, molecular function: small GTPase binding.
CAGACUGUUUGGUUCAUAGAAGUCAUUUAGAGGCGUUGAGUGAGUCUUAAAAAAAGGUUUUUUGAUGCGAAAAACAUUACUCCCAUUGUUUUUUUUUUAAUUAAUUUUGAUGUUUGUAUUGCAUCCUGAUAUAAAUAAUAAGGAAAUAACAAAGAACAGGCUAUGAACCAAUAACUGUUUAAUUAUUUGUAAUGUUGCUUGUUUUCUGUACUAAAUAUAUAGAUUAAUUAAUCUAAAAAACAGGGUUAGAAGAAAGCAAACAUAUUAGGUUUAGCAUCAGAUUAGAAGAAACCAAAAAUAAGAAUGGUAAAACCUGCCUGAAACCAAGCUGUUAUCAGACCUGCUGGUAAUGGUCCUACUUUAAGUUUUUUUUUUUUUUUUUGUGUUGCCAGAGUCUCUGAUGUGUGACUUGAAACUGAAUCCGCUCCGUUCAGGGCGUUUAAAUUCAGCAGCAGAAUAUUCUCGCUGACGAUAAACUCGUCGCUGUGCCAUUUAAUUUAAUCACAGCACGACACAGCGACCUUUUCACUAAAUGUCGCUAAGACGUGACCGAGACGUGCUCUGACCGGGUGGGACGUCGCAGGCUGACGUUUGGAGGCCUGGAGGUGUUUUAAUGACGGAGACAGCGUUCAGGGCUCAUUACAAGUUGGGGGCAGCGGCCUCGUGACCCCUGCAAGGCCACCGUGUGGAAUGCAACACACACACACACACACGGUGUGAUCAAUAAAGAAAGCCAAUCAGCUUCAGUGACAAUAACACAAAAUCCAAUUCGUGCAUUGAUGAACUCAGUUCUCUCUGCUGUGCCGUGUGACCCCUGUGACCCCCCCCCCUUCAGUCUCCCUCCGGUGGGUUUCAUAUUUUCAGAUGAUGACCACAUGCCCGUAAUGGGUUUCCUGUACAUCAUGUGAUUCACUCUAAUCAUACACUGCUCCAUGAGGUAAAUGGGUGCAGCCAUUCCUUGGGCUUUUCCUGGCCAUUCCUAUUUUUUUUUCAACAUUCCUGUGAUGGGGGGGGGCUUUUGUGACCUUUGGGUGUCAUUGACGCAACCGACCGUGAAGGGGGUUUAGGUGCAAAGGUGGGAACUGUGAAUCCAGCUGCUGUAUUUGUUUUCACACCACGCACAAAGACCACGGCGGCAAAACGGCUCCCUCGCCGUGACCAGAUGGCCACGAUUCACUCGUCCGACACCCGAUGCACGCCGCGUGUCCAAAUGGAGACGGACGUCACUUCGGAUCCUGGAGGACAGAAACGAGGACGUUUUUGACCAUGGUUCCGUGGCGCCGCCGCAGCUGAACUCGGACCUAUUUCUGAGCCGGUGUCGACGGAGCCAAAGCCCAGGGCGAGCACGGGGGGGGGGAGAAACCCAGGCGGCCCGACCACACUCCGACCGGUCCGGCUCCUUCCACAGGAACAGAGUCCUCCUGAACUCAUGGCCGUUUAAUUCAGGCCGACAUGCGUAACGAGGAGCUGUGUGUGAUCGACACAGAUAACAUUCCAGGGGUUCGGCCCUAAAGGCCCCCGGACUUUUACACAGGUUACACGGUUUCAAAGUAGUUUUUUUUUUUUUCCAAGACGUCCCACCUCUGGCGAGCAUGAAUCUUCAGGAAAAGUUCUCGGGCCUCAAAGGCCUGGUCACGCCCUCCCACGGCAAGCGCCGCUUCCGAGGCGACCUCACGCUGGAAAUGAUCAGCCCCCCCCUGGGCGACUUCCGCCACACCAUGCACGUGGGCCGCGGCGGCGACGUGUUCGGGGACACCUCGUUCCUCAGCAACCACGGCGGCCCGGCCAACGGGAGCGAGGGGGAGGCGGACUCCGUCUCCGCCCCCGACAACAAGAUCGGGGCCUUCUUCUCCAGGACGCUCCGUCACAUCAGGAGGGGCUCCGACAACCGGCCCGCGGGGGGGCCCGGGGACCUGUCGCCGCCGCCCCCCGCCGUUUCCCCCAUCGUCAAAAACGCCAUCUCCCUCCCCAGGCUGGAUGUGGAGAUGCCCAAUGGGAGCCCCGCCGCCACGGUUCUCUUCCCCAGUUCCCAAAGCACGCCGGAGGAGACAAAGAGUUCCUACGGUCUGGAGUCCGGUUUCGUCACUCUGCCUCGUCUCUCCCGCUCCGAGCGCCAGCAGCCCUCCGUGUCCCUCCCCACGUCCUGCCCCCCCAACGUCCACCGCGGCUCCCUGACCGACCCCACCGACGCCCUCUUAUCCACCGGCUCCACAGCGCCCUUUGACCCCGAACUCACCUUCACGGCCCGCUCCGACUCCCUCCCCUCCCUCAUGUCCUUGGACACCUUCACCUUUGACCUCGGCCCCUCCCUCAUGAGCGAGGUGUUCGGCCUGAUCGACGGCCACCCGGAGGAGAGCGGCCACGCCUGGGAGGGGUCGGCAUUCGGGUUGACCACCGAGGGGUCGGAGAUGGACUCGGCCACCAUCUCGUACGUGGAUUCCCUGCAGAGGGAGGACUGCGGAGGCGGGAAGAGCCCUCAGGGGGGGGCCGAGUGGGAGGACGAGGAGGUCAGCGGGGCGGGGCCUUGUGAUAAAGCAGCCGAGGUGGCCUCCUCGGGGUCUCCUGGACGAGGGAGGUCGGGGUUGGGGAUGGCGAGCGAGCAUUUCCAGAGCGCCGCGGAUGUGCUCGCACGCCACUACGGCGUCGGCCCCUCGAGGGGACGGAGCGGGACGGAGGUCACAGAUUCAGAGGAGCCCAAGGACAAAAUAUCCUACAGCUACAUGGACGACGAGGAUGAAAUCAAAGUCUGAGUGGAGAUAUUUUGAUACGACAACAAAAUUGAUGUAUGAUUCUUCUCUGCAGCUCCAAUCAAGGUCCUUCAUGUAAGAUCUCGCUGUGGUCAACAAGGCUGGCUCCUUUGACAGGAUCUCUAUGGAAACUACAAUCCAGGAGGACUUGGAUUAUUUACUUUUAUACAAACACGCUUCAAGGUUUACCUGAAGGAGUGAAGGACCCAUUUCCAGGCCCUGCUCAGACACCUUUUGAAAAGGUCCAAACUUAGAAUUGUAUACUUUUCUUGCUUCGUCACUUCGGAGGGGAAAAGAUUGAGGAAGUGGGGGAGCAGAAACACAGAUGAAAUCCUGUUAUGUAACAUUUAGGCCUCCUCGCAAUCUCCUGUUAACUCCUUUCGCUCAGGAAUACACUACAAGGAAACAAAAAGGGAAAUAGAACAUUAGACUAAACAUCUCAGUUGACAAACGACAUGUUUACGGAUGUCAUGUGACACGUAACAUUGGGAUAGUCGCAACCAAAGCUUAACCCUUUAACUGUUGAUUGUAUGCUGCAGACCUUCUAUUUAGAGACUCCGUGCACCUUUUAUGACAGAAGUCUGGAACCUGUAUUUUGU